CGGAAAGCGAUCUGUAGAUUUAUAAGAGGGGCAACAGCUGUAGGGGGACAAACUUAGCAAGGGUAGACUACACCUGUAUCUAGCUCAAGGUGCCAGAAGGUCAGCGGCUCUAUCAGGCAGGAGACUGGUGGCAUACUGCCCUAAACAUAAUUCAGUUAAAAAAGAAACAAACUCUGUCUGUACUUACCAGACUCUCUCCAUCUCAGUCCUUUCCCCCUCACGCGCCUUAUGUCGUGUAGUUUUACCCUGACUGGAGUCUGUUGGUUCAACUUUAAAACGAUCAUCGUUAACAACAGUUUCGCGUAGCCUGUAUCAAUCUAAACCGUUAAAUAUCGUUUUAGAACAUAUUUCAUAUUAAGUUCUCAUUUCCCGUAUUAGUCCAAGGUUACUUUUUUGAAGCGCACCCGCUAUACGCGCAGUGGGUCAGAAUUAAGAGGAAAACAUCGAAACAGAGAGAGAAUACAGCCGUAACGAUUGAGUGAUCCCCAGAAUGAUGCUCAGAUACACAGUAUGUCACUUGAUUUGUCUCGGGAUGCUACUAAAUGAGAUCCCGAUCGGUCAGAGCGGCCCCGGCGGGGAGUAUGGUGUCAAACUGUGCGGCAGAGAGUUUAUCCGUGCUGUUAUCUUCACUUGUGGAGGUUCCCGGUGGAGACGGCUGUCACCGGUCGACUUGGAGGAGAGCCCGGCAGCGUGGAAGAACGAGCCCUUCCAAAUAUCCCAGGAUAAAGAUGUGGAAAAGAUCAAAAAGCUGCUCUCAAGUUAUGACUCCAGCACCAUACAGAAUCAGAAGCUAGGUCUACCUUUCAGACAACAGUCACUGAAAGAGUUGUUCAACCUAUAUGAUGACUAUAAUGAGGCUAACCCCACAUCUGAGGACUUCAUUGAGUAUGUCCGUCAGAUCAAGGAAGCAUUAUUAAGGAAUCAAGCUGCCUCAGAAAGCUUUUCAACAACAGACAUAGACAACUUUCCCUGGGGCAAGUCUCCAAGGAGGAAACGAGACUUCUCAGCAGGUUUAGCUAGUAUGUGUUGUCAAUGGGGCUGUACCAAAACUGAAAUUAGCACACUUUGCUAAACUGAGAGUGUGCAGCAACAUGACUGCACUGUGCAUCUAUUUAUUCUGUACACAUGGACACGGGUACACUACUUGAACAGUCUGUAUACAUAAAAUCUUAAUAUAUUGUUUUAUUUCCAUAUACUUGUAUUUUCAUAUAGGUAUAUUGUUAUAGAUGAGUUGUUACUUAUGUUUCUUUAAAACUUUCAAUUGCCAAUAAAUAUUUAUGCUGUUAAA
This is a messenger RNA of Protopterus annectens (West African lungfish), 1288 nucleotides long. Its product is annotated as relaxin-3-like. Gene Ontology annotation, molecular function: hormone activity. Gene Ontology annotation, cellular component: extracellular region. The record is from RefSeq and is a predicted model, not a curated record. Bases 491 to 1072 code for a protein of 193 amino acids. Lineage: Eukaryota; Metazoa; Chordata; Ceratodontiformes; Protopteridae. The transcript has 2 exons.